Molecule: messenger RNA, 906 nt
Organism: Pelodiscus sinensis (Chinese soft-shelled turtle)
Lineage: Eukaryota; Metazoa; Chordata; Testudines; Trionychidae
Product: olfactory receptor 52R1-like
Biological process (GO): G protein-coupled receptor signaling pathway
Cellular component (GO): plasma membrane
Molecular function (GO): G protein-coupled receptor activity; olfactory receptor activity
Source: RefSeq, a predicted model, not a curated record
UUCAUCCUGUUGGGCAUCCCUGGCCUGGAGGCAGCCCAUGUCUGGAUCUCCAUCCCCUUCUGCAUGAUGUACAUCAUAGCCGUCUUGGGGAACUUCAUCAUCCUCUUCAUUAUAAAGACAGAGCGAAAACUCCAUGAGCCCAUGUACUAUUUCCUCUGCAUGAUGGCUGUCAUCGACAUUGUCUUGUCCACGUGCAUCCUGCCCAAAAUGCUGAGCAUCUUCUGGUUCAAUUCCAGGGAGAUCAGUUUCAAUGCCUGCCUCACCCAGCUGUACUUCUUUCACAGCUUCUCAGUGACAGAGUCGGGGAUCUUUGUGGCCAUGGCGUUUGAUCGCUACGUGGCCAUCUGUGAUCCCUUGAGACAUUCCACCAUCCUGACAAACACCGUGGUGGCCAAGAUCACUCUGAGUGCAGUGCUGCGUGGUGGCAUCCUCGUACUGCCCUAUCCCCUCCUGGCGAGGCAGUGGCCAUAUUGUAGAACCAACAUCAUCCCCCAGCCGUACUGUGUGCACAUCGCCGUGGUGAAGCUGGCCUGCGCCGACACCCGGGUCAGUAGUUACUACGGCCUCUUUGUGCUCUUCUGUGUGUUGGGGCUGGAUGUGAUUUUUAUCGCUCUGUCCUAUAUGCAGAUCCUCAGGGCCAUCUUCAGACUCCCCACCAAGGAUGCCCGGCUUAAGACUUUUGAGACUUGCAGCUCCCACCUGUGUGCCAUCCUAGCCUUUUACAUCCCAGGUGUCUUUACCUCCCUCAUGUACCGGUUUGGCCACAAUAUACCCCUGCAUUUCCACAUUCUCAUUGCCAACGUGUGCCUCCUGGUGCCCAUUAUGCUGAACCCCAUCAUCUACGGGGUGAGGACCAAACAGAUCUGGGGCAAGCUGCUCUGGCUGUUUACAUGGAAAAGGACAUAA